Messenger RNA from Varroa destructor (honeybee mite), 5323 nucleotides. RefSeq names its product Nidogen (gene Ndg). Lineage: Eukaryota; Metazoa; Arthropoda; Arachnida; Mesostigmata; Varroidae. Gene Ontology annotation, molecular function: Wnt receptor activity; Wnt-protein binding. Gene Ontology annotation, cellular component: plasma membrane. The record is from RefSeq and is a predicted model, not a curated record. Gene Ontology annotation, biological process: cell-matrix adhesion; canonical Wnt signaling pathway.
UCACUCAAUCUUGUCGCGCGCGAAGCUUCUAACGUAUGUUAGUCACCUUGUUUCUCCAACUAGAUUGUCCGACGACUACCGUAUGUAAACGACUUGAAGCGUAGCAUAGUUUUUGGUUCAAGAUUGUCUCACCCAUGAAAGGCGUCGACAGCGAGCUGUCCUGCAAGUAACUGUUGUGACUCUGCUAUUUGCCAUUGCCUCCCGACCAACUCCGCGUACCAAUACUCGUGGUUGACCGGUAGAUGGUAAAGGUGGUUGGCUGUGUAACGCUCAGGUACGCGCUGUUCCUACGAGACGAUUCUGGCCUGCGCGCGGUCGAUCGAUCGAUUGUAGCCGCGUAUCUUGUGUCCUUCUUAACGAGCACACCUCGAAGAAAAGAAAAAUUGGCAGCCAGCAGCUGAGAAGAAGGGCCAACAUAUCUCCCCCGCAUCUUGGAUAGUUUUGAGUGGCCGUUGCUCGUCCAUACGUUGACACCGUCAUUCCGCCACUGGUCUGUGCUAUUGAUCGAGCCAGCCUUUGAAAGUGGUACCUACGUAUGGCGAUUAGUUUCGUUACCAUUCCGUACCACUGAGGGUAGUAAUUUGUGCAGAAAGAGCGUUCAGUACGAAAUCAAAGACGACCAAUUAGUAGUCGAAGCAUUUGUGUUUGUCGCCCAUACCGAAUAGCCGACUACAAGUUAACGGAAGGUAUUCCAAUCAUACUCCGAAUAGAAGCCGAACUGCUGAACAGCUAACUUGUAAGGCUCAUAACAUUAAAGCGUCUGUGGACGCGUUGUAGGAGAUCUUUGCACACGUGGGAAACUGUUGUCAGCAAAAACAAGAAAAAAAACGGCCAUUCGUUAUAGAAACAUGUGCCCCUAUUUAGGACGCACAUAAAAUCGCUUUGAUUUUAUGCGAUGGAUACAUCACCUCUUGGAUAACUCCGUGUGAUCCUGUGUUUUGAGUGUCUUAGUGCAAGGGCCAGAGGUCUUAGCAGACGCUAGCAUCCUUAAGAGUUUUUGUAAUGUUGAAGCUCACUAAACUGACGACGCUUUGUGCCUGUGUUCUGAUGUGUUAAAGUUCAACUCUAAAGUGGAAUUGCCCGAGGCGUAAGCUGUUGGCUUUCGGUUGAAAAGCGGAUAGUGCGGGCGAUGGGGUUCGAGUUGACAAGUUGCAGAAAACGGAUUGGCUUUAGGCAAUCUGAUGGCCUCUGGCCUCCGACGAUGCCGUCCUCGAUAAUUCUAGCUAUUAUUGGGUUAACUUCGUGCCUUACUGAAGUGCUCGGCUCCGAUCAACCAUUGCCACUUUUCCCAUUCGGCCAGGAUGACGAGGCGCUAGAGUCAGGUGUGGCCGGGCGAGAACUGCGUCUCGCCUUUCCAAUUACGGUGGAAUCUCGAUUUUACAGCAACGUUCACAUAAGUGAAGAUGGCGUGUUGAGUUUUGGCCAUCCAUACCCAAAUUACAUUGUGUCUCUUGACGCCGUUCACGUGCCAUCGGUAGCUGCGUUCUUCAGUGACAUAAACGCAACCUCGCUUGGCGGAGGGAAAGUGUUCUUUAGAGAAGAAACCCGAAAUACAGAUGAGCUUAUCAGGUUUGAUAAUUUGAUCGCGCAACACUUCGAGAGAGACUUCACAACAAAAUCUCUGGUCGUCGUUACCUGGUUCAAGGUGGCACCGAGCUCUGGAGUCGAUCGUGACCGUCUUCCAUUAGGGCGUCAGCCAAGCCAACCGCAAAGAAUCCGUACAGAGAAGAAUACGUUUCAGAUAACAAUUGGAAGUAGUGAAGGUCGGAGUUACGUGGCACUUUCGUACCCGAUAGGAUCACUGGAAUGGGGCCAGAGUGCAUCGCCUUCUGGCGACAUUUGGGCUCAAGCCGGCAUCUAUGAUGGACAAGGAAAGCGGAUCAUUUUCAAGGAGUCCGGUGGUCCGCGAAUGCUUACGUUGGAUAGACGAUCGAACAUCGGCGAGAGUGGUACGUUCCUCUUCCAGUUGGGUCCGUCGCUCGAAUCCCCUUCGUCACCGGCUGAAUCUUUGUCUUCACUCGGGACACGGAUCACCUGCGAUACUAACGACGACCCCUGCCAUCCCCAAGCAAAAUGCACAAACGUGGAUGUUGCGGACACCCCGCUGGAUCCUGAAGGGAGUUCUUCAAACGUGAAAACUCGCGCCUUUUGCUGCGAAUGUGGAAGGGGCCAGGUUGGUGAUGGCUACCUAUGUCUAGACGAGGAAAUACUUCCCGCUUAUCGCAUCGUGGGGCGCUUUGAAGGUGAACUCAACGGUCGCUAUUUGGAGCAGUCCGAUCUGUAUGGGUUUGCUAAUGCUUCAUCGGGUAUCGCCUAUCUGUCUCUGUCUGCUCAGCAGCCGGAACUCAUUUACGAUCUUCAGUCGUUGUUUGCCGCCAGUGGUGGACUCCAUUGGCUGUUCGGAAAGACCCCUAACGGCGGAAAGUCCGGUUUUCUUCUAUCAGUUGGCCGACUCAACCGUUCAACGGAGGUGACCUUUGUCAAGGAUGGUCACCGGGUAACCAUUGAGGAAACCUUCCAAGGUUUAAGCUUUGAUAAUAUUGUUCGCAUGCAGACCAUUAUAAGGGGUUCGCUACCAACGAUUUCGCCUCACUUUAGGCUACAGAUACCAGAAUACGUAAACGUAUUUUACCAAAUUCGUCCGGGUGAACUUCGAUCGAACUCGAGUCAGCAGCUGCAAUUUGUUUCUGAGAACGAUUCACGCUAUAGAAAUACUGAAUCGCCUUUGGAGCCUCUUACCUACAAUGUUCUUCAGUACAUCAGGUUUGAAUUAAACCCAUGCGACGAAGACCUUCUGGACGAUCCUUACAAGGUUAUCGUGAGUCGUGCGAGCGUUCGGGCCGACGAAAGAACUACCCCAGGGCGAGUGCAUAUGCACGCCGAAGUGGAUAUUCGAGUUGGAAAACUUGCGGCCGAUCCCUGCGACACGGCCGACUGUGGCGACGCCCUCUGCGUCCCAAAUGGCGACGCCGAUUAUCGAUGUCUUUGCGAUCAAGGAGCCGAAUUUCGCAGAGGAAGAUGCGUCCAUGUUACCCCACGCGUUAGGACCUGCGCAGAAAAUCCAUCGAUGUGUCCUGCAAACGCAAUUUGCGUGGACUCGGUCCGAGGUCCCUUCUGCAGGUGCGAAGAGAGAUUUCGCGAUACCGGAAACCGAAUGUGUGAAUUAAUCCGAAUCAGCCCCCGAUAUGGCAAUGGCUCCCAUCCAAGUGGUGAUCCGCAAGAUCGCGGUAUCGCGCUGUCAUCUGGGGGCGGUCUGUUACCCGCCCUGUGUUCACAACCCUGUCACCGAAUGGCCUAUUGCGUGAAUCACGGCCAGACAUCCAUCUGCCGUUGUAUGCAAGGAACGAUCGGCGAUGGUGUAAAAGACUGCCGGCCCGUUACAUGUGACGACAACCCCAGGUUAUGCCCAGUAGGGGCGCAUUGUGUCGCGUCCCAAUGCCGCUGUAAACCAGGAUACGUUGGAGAUGGUAGUCAUUGCACUAAAGAGGAUCGUCUUGACCGAUCCCGGCAUAUGAAUGACCGCCUAAUAUAUUCUAGAGGUAUGACCAUCCUCGAACUUCCGACCGUUCCGUCUGGGCAGCAGACACCAGCAAGACUUGUUACGCUAGGGGAUGACACGUCUGAGAUUGUAGGAAUAGCAGUAGACUGCGAUCACGAAUUCAUCUACUGGACAGACUCGAUUAAUGGGAAGAUCUUCCGGUCCAGAACCGAUGGAAAAUAUCGUGAAGAAGUCAUAACUGGUUUGAAACAGCCCGAAGGUAUCGCUGUAGACCCAUCGUCGCGGAACCUAUUCUGGGUAGAUUCUGAGCUGCGGAAAAUUCAAGUAGCAUCGAUUGAUAAUUUCAGCCACACUUACACCUUGCUUGAAGUCGGGCUCGACAAUCCGCGAGGGAUAGCCAUUCACCCUCAAAGGGGCAAAGUGUACUUCACCGACCGCAGCUUGAUCGCCCCAUGUAUCGGCUCAAUCUCGAUGGACGGUACGGAGCGUAGAAAUCUUGUCUCCGAAAAACUCGAAGUACCAAACAUGCUCGCCGUUGACGCAGAGGCCGAUGAGCUCUGCUGGACUGACGCUGGCAAAAAGACAAUUGAAUGCGUUUCACUGGAUCCUUCGCUAGCGGGCACUGUCGGAGGGCAUAGGAGGAUUAUCCAUACAGGCCAAGCCUUACGUUCAAAAAUGUUUGGAAUUGCCAUGUUCCAGAUGCGUAUCUACUGGACGGACUGGGAGAUUCCAGUGGUUUUUAUGAUUGAUAGGGCGAACAGCACAGGCAAUAGUAUCCAAGUUACGCGUUUUCUUCCUGUGAGUGGGGGAAGUUCGCGCCUUUAUUCCAUAGCAAUCGCACCUAAACACUGCCCCAAAAUUCGAACACCAUGCGAGGUUCGUCGAGGUGGCUGCCCAUUUAUGUGCCUUCCGACCGACUCCUAUGGGCGAAGCUGUGUCUGCCCCGAUUCUAUACAGAAGGCGGGGCAUUGCCCGCCCCCUCAGCUUCGGGAUGCCACCUCAAUUCUUUAUGACGCCGCUAUAUCAUCAAAUGGACCAAAUACUUGAUUAAGAGUUUCGCACAACUCGGUUAAAAAAUCACGUAUAUUCCAGCUUCUAGUUUAUGGCAAGUUAUUAUUUUGUAAAACAUUUCAGUGUCAUACUUCGUCAUAAGCCUUAGCCACUUCAUAAUUAGCAUUGUGGCUCGAAAACGUUUAUCAAUGAAAUUAUAGAAAGAGAUCAUCGGAUGAAACGUGUCGGAUCUUGCGGGUGAAGCGAGCAGAGUGUUGAAUAUUUGGCUCCCUUAAGCCGUAUAGCAAGUACUACGCUCAAGCCAUCUUAUUACUAUAUAGCUCGUGAAUUUCUCUAGAAGCCUGUGUGAAGAGUUUUAGAUAAGAAGUCAUACAGGAAGAUAUGCCUCAUUAUAUAGGUCAGCAUAUUCGUGUAUACGCUAUUUGUGCUAGCAUCCUUCUAUCCAUGUAUACCUACUUAAACUAUAUGUUUAUAGAAACACAUGGCCUUAAUUUGCAUUAUACUUGCUUUGUGUGUCGAUGCUUCAUCGUAGCAGGACUGUUAGGGUAAAAUAGCUUGAUUUCAUUACAUUUUACGUAGUAAGGAGCGAAAGACGAGCAGAUAAGAACAUCUUCUAAUUUAGAUACCACUUACACAAUUUGAUACACAUACAUAUAAACAUGCAUAUCAAUAUUUAUCUAACAGACAUCUAUAUGAAGGCAGUUAAACAUCGAGUCUGUGACUUUUUCAGUUCACAUCAUCAGUAUUAUGAUAUCACUAUUAUUUUAUAAUAUUAUUGAGUGAAUAAAUUAUACCAAUUUUUUGUAAAGCUUA